CUCGCCGAGGAAUUUACUUGCCCGGGCGUUAAGCGGAUUCAUUAACCUUCCCGAUUAGCGAAGACUUUGACGAUUAGUGAGAUCCGUUUGACCGACACCAUGCAUCUUCGGUUCCCCUUACCGGCGGGCUACUUCGCCAGGUUCGACUUGCUACCGAACGAGGUGCAGAACUAUCGGUCUCUAGCCAGCGACAUCGUCCGUGAGACGAAGAGAGAUCUGGACCACUACAUCAAGGACGGACGCAACCUCAUCGACGCACACACGUGGAAACUCGCCAAGUCAAAGGAGCGACUGCACUGCUACCGGAAGCGCAGUACCCAACAUUCCGCGCACCAGCUUGGACUGUACGGCACCGCGGGUACAGACGGAAGUGGCACUGACUCGAUGGGCACAUACCCGGCACGGUCCCGACCGUCGAUGAGCGUCACGAGCUCUCAUAGUCGAUCGGGAUACGAAGACGGGGGCUCGUUGUCAGUGUCAACCCGCUCUUCUGACGACGGUGAACCGAGUCGCAAGAGCAUUCAACCGGCAGUAAUAGGCUACGGUAUUGUGGACGGCACCGUGGACGACCUGGUGUACGGUCUGUACCAGUCCUCGACCAACGAGAUGAAGACCUUGUCGGCGUUUCUGGGCGAUGACUCGCUCAUCGACUGUGCAGCGCUGAAAACUAUCCGUCAGACGCGCUCAUCGUAUCUGGGACUCAAGUGGAAACUGUCCCGUACGGUCGGGGGUAACCGCGACUGCUGUUACAUGGAAUAUGUCGGCGUAUCUGAAGACGCCAACGGCCAGCGCUUCGGCUACCACGUACUGGAGUCUGUGGUAGUCCGCAACUGUCCUCAGUUCGACGACAACUCGAUCGUACGCACCAAUUUGUCCUUCUGCUACAUCUUCCGCCCAGGUAAGCUGGCUGACCAGGUCGAAGUGUUCAUGGAGGGCGCAUACGAUUCAUCGGCCGACGUGCUCACUGCUGGUGGUGUCGGAGACUACCGUACCGCGAUGGAUAUGCUCUUCAACCUCCCGUCAGCUAUGGUAGGAGCGGAAGCGAAGAAGAUCUCGGCUAUGGUAGCAAAACAGUCUGAUGCGCUGCGUGGCGCGAGUAGCAAGAACCAGAGCGGCAAUCACUGCUCCAUUUGCCGCGCCAAGUCCGGUUUGCUCUCUUCACACACGAACUGCCAGACUUGUGGCGCUGUUAUCUGUAGCAAAUGCCGCAUCCGGAAGGUGACAUUCUCUCGUCGAGGCAAGAUCAAAGUCUCGUGUUGCAAAAUGUGUUUGGUUAUGGUCAAGGACCAGUCACCAUUCGCUGGGGAACAGCUCGAGCAACAGCCAGCAAAGCCCAGGAAACCGCGUGAGGACAGUCGCAAUAGAAACGAUAGCACCAGCAGCAACACCAGACUCGACCUGAUCAACGCGUCAGUCUCGACCAUGUCGCUCACGGACUCGGAGUUCUCUGCCUCGUACCAGUCGUGGCAGUCAAGCUCUAUGUCUUCGCUUCAAUCGGACCAUGACGACAGUUUCUACGGCUCGAAUGCUGCUAGUAACGCUAUGGUUCCUCUUGAUAGGAAGAUGCCGGCGCUUAUGGAGAGCGAAAUCCCAUCGCAGCAUCUCGUGUCCUAUCAGAGUGAGCAACAACGUCAGUACGAACAGCAACAAGUCCAGCAACAGCAGUUCUUAAUGCGGCAACGUAUGAAGCAACAUGCUGGGCCGAACAUCCCACCUGUACCGAAUCAACGUCAGCCCAGUACUCGCGAAGGACUGUACAACCAAAUGCUGGAGCUACAGAUGCAAGCGGAGCGGGCCUACAACUUGACAAAUCAGAACGCCAACAUGAUGAACUCGAGGCGAUAG
Phytophthora infestans T30-4 is the source of this 1845-nucleotide messenger RNA. RefSeq lists its product as uncharacterized. The record is from RefSeq and is a predicted model, not a curated record. The transcript has a single exon. The coding region runs from base 100 to 1845 and encodes 581 amino acids. Lineage: Eukaryota; Oomycota; Peronosporomycetes; Peronosporales; Peronosporaceae.